AGAGCAUGAAAUACCACGUCAGCAGGCCCCCGGCCUGGUAUAUGCUGUUGCGGUCACAAACAACCGUCAUGGACCAGAGGUCCGGAGAAGCAGACGAGGCCUAUCAGGCCCGGAUGCUGGCUUGGAGUACCGAAAUGAAGAAACGGGCAGAUGACGCAGCAGCAGCAGCGAAGAAGAAGGCAGAGGAUGCCGAGCAGGCACGUCUGCUGGCACUUGAACAACAGCGCCAGCAUGACGAGGCAGCAGCAAGGGCUGCCGAUAAAGAAAGAAACGAACAUCGUGAGAAGAUAUUUAGCGGAGAGCAGACUUUGCUCACAACGGCAGCGGCAUGGUGGACCGAGGCCGAGAAUGGCAAGUUGGAGGAUUGUGAAAACAAGAUCGCUCUCCUCCUCUCGCAUCUCACAGACCUCCUGGCUACAUGCAUUACACAGCAGGAGGAUAUCCACAGCCUCGACGACUCGCUCACUCAAGUCCAAGGCCGCGUUCAGCAGCUGGAACAGCGACCAGUCGCUGCCGCCGAUGCAAGCUCUUCUAAUACCUCCGAUCGCCUCGACGCAUUGGAGAUGGACGUCGGCUCCCUCAAGGAUGGCGUGCAGUCACAGCAGACCGCAACGCAACAGUUGGAACAGCGGAUCUGUACCGCAGCCAACACCUCGAGUCCGGAACCACGCGAGACAACUCCAAAGUUCGACGAGCAGGAAAUCUUCUGCGACUCGACAAAGACAGAUCCGAUUCCAUGUUUCCGCAAGUCCGAGCUCACACUGCAGCUACACAACGUCAAAGAACACAAGCACCACGCAUACUUGUACUCUCGCUCAGGGGGCGCGUGCCAGGCUUGGUUGGACAACCUCUUGUCCAAGUACGGAGUGGUAGCUGCCGACUUGCACACCAAGAUCAGUUGGGGUGAUUUGAAGGCGGCGUGGCACAAGCGGUUCCAAGUUGAGCCGCCCCAGAUCAAGGCUAUGGACAAGCUCAUGGUCUUCGAGCAAGGCACGCUGCCGACACAAUGCGCUCAUCUACACACUUACUUAUCCUUCUAUGCACCACCAACUUCGCCGACAGAUGACGAAGUCGCGGUGGGGGACAUCCUGGCGUAUACUACCAAGGUGGCCCGCGAGUUUCGCACGCCGCGGUACGAUGACAACAACGCACCGCUCAUGUAUGUCCGCAUCCAAGUUGGGCAAGCGUCCUGCAACGCUUUGCUGGAUAGCGGCACGUCUCGCAAUUUCAUGAGCCAAUCCUUUAUGCAAAGGGCUGGCCUUGGCGCACAAGUUCGGAGGAAGGCAAACCCGACGGCGAUCAAGUUGGCGGAUGGAAAGACGCAACAACUUCUCGACCGUUACAUCGAGGCCGUACCGGUUUAUUUCGCACCUCAUGCAUGCGAACCGGUGACCUUUGAUAUUCUCGACAUGGACUUCGACAUCAUUCUGGGAAUGCCUUGGCUUGCAAGUGCGGAUCACACGGUCAACUUCCACCGGCGGACUCUUAGCACGAUAUUCUCGUCUAUAGCCGGUCAUUGGAAGAUCAUCUUGGGCAUCUUCGACGAGUGUUGGAGACGCUCCGCCGCGCCAAGUACAAAGGCCAACCGCGACAAGUGCGAAUUUGUCCGGCAAGAGCUGGAAUGCUUGGGCCAUUUUGUCACACCGGAGGGCAUCAGUCCACCACCGGACAAGAUUCAAGCCAUCCAAGAGUGGGCGGAGCCUCGGAACGUCACGGAUGUCCGCUCAUUCCUUGGUCUCGCCGGCUACUAUCAGUGUUUCAUGAAAGGCUACUCGAAGAUUGCGGCCCACUUGACCAAGCUUCAAUGCGAGGAUCGGCCAUUUGACUUUGGAGAGGAGGCGCGGGAAUCAUUCUUGGCUCUCAAAGCCGCGCUAUUGUCCGCGGAGGUGUUGCGUAUAUACGACCCGCUUUUGCCUACACGCGUCACUACGGAUGCGUCAGGCUAUGGCAUUGGUGCCGCCCUCGAGCAACAUGAUGGUGUGGACUGGCACCCGGUCGAGUAUUUCAGUAAGAAAGUGUCUGUCGUGCAUUCAAUUGACGAUGCACGCAAGAAGGAGCUCCUCGCCUUCGUCCACACGCUCAAGCGGUUGCGGCACUUCCUCCUUGGUCGAAGCCAAUUUCGAUGGGUAACGGACAACAAUCCGUUGGUCUUUUACAAGACCCAAGACACCGUCAACAGCACCAUCGCUCGAUGGAUGACUUUCAUCGACCAGUUCGACUUCUUUCCCGAUCAUAUUCCCGGGAAGUCGAACCGUUUUGCGGAUGCUCUUUCACGCCGUCCGGAUCUUUGUAUCGCGGUCUACUCAACCUUCGAGAUCGACGAUGACCUGCGGAACAGCUUCAUCCGCGGCUACCAAGCCGACCCCGAGUUUCGCGACAAGUACGCGAAUUGCUCCUCUCCUAAUCUGGCGCCUUCUCACUACCGGAUCCAAGAGGGGUACUUGCUUGUCCACACGUGGGGGAAGGACCUUCUUUGCGUACCGAGUGAUCCUCACUUGCGUACACGGCUUCUUGGCGAGUUCCACGAUGCUCCCGCCACCGGACACUUUGGAGUCAAUCGCACGAUUGGCCGACUUCGCCAGUGAUUUUGGUGGCCCAGCCUUCUCGGCGACGUCACGCGCUAUUGCGAGUCAUGCGAGGUUUGCCGACGCUGCAAAUCCCGC
This is a messenger RNA of Chara braunii, 2663 nucleotides long. The record is from the annotation of a GenBank genome assembly. Lineage: Eukaryota; Viridiplantae; Streptophyta; Charophyceae; Charales; Characeae.